Pseudophryne corroboree (corroboree frog) is the source of this 2828-nucleotide messenger RNA. RefSeq names its product prohibitin 2 (gene PHB2). Lineage: Eukaryota; Metazoa; Chordata; Amphibia; Anura; Myobatrachidae. The coding region runs from base 94 to 1026 and encodes 310 amino acids. The record is from RefSeq and is a predicted model, not a curated record. Gene Ontology annotation, cellular component: membrane; mitochondrion. The transcript has 9 exons. Gene Ontology annotation, biological process: mitochondrion organization.
GCGGCCGGAGGGUGCACGUGACCGGAAACUGUCUGACAGCGCCAGGGAGCACUUCCGGUGUCCUUCCCAAGACUGUCACACAGGAGACACAUCAUGGCUCAAAACUUGAAGGACUUUGCUGGGCGUCUCCCUGCUGGGCCCCGGGGUCUGGGGACCGGUGUGAAGCUGUUGCUGGGAGCCGGCGCUGUGGCUUAUGCCGUAAAGGAGUCCUUGUUCACAGUGGAGGGCGGUCAGAGAGCCAUCUUCUUCAAUCGUAUCGGAGGGGUACAGCCGGACACCAUCCUCUCUGAAGGCCUUCAUUUCAGGGUCCCAUGGUUCCAGUAUCCAAUUAUCUAUGACAUCCGAGCAAAACCCCGAAAAAUCUCCUCUCCAACAGGGUCCAAAGAUCUGCAGAUGGUGAACAUCACGCUGCGUGUCCUCUCUCGCCCUCUGGCCUCGGCGCUCCCCAUAACGUACCAGCGGCUCGGCCUGGAUUAUGAGGAGAGAGUUCUGCCUUCCAUCGUUAAUGAAGUCCUGAAGAGCGUGGUGGCCAAGUUCAAUGCGUCGCAGCUGAUUACACAGAGAGCUCAGGUCUCUCUCCUGAUCCGUCGUGAGCUGACAGAGCGAGCAAAGGAUUUCAAUCUGAUCAUGGACGAUGUGGCUAUCACCGAGCUGAGCUUCAGCGCACAGUACACAGCCGCCGUCGAGUCCAAGCAAGUGGCUCAGCAAGAGGCGCAGCGCGCUCAGUUUCUGGUGGAGAAGGCAAAGCAGGAUCAGAGACAGAAGAUCGUUCAGGCAGAGGGAGAAGCCGCGGCUGCCAAGAUGAUUGGCGAUGCUCUCAGUAAAAACCCGGGAUACUUAAAACUGCGACGGAUUAGAGCGGCUCAGGGCAUUGCAAAGACGAUUGCUCAAUCCCAGAACCGCGUAUAUCUGAACGCAGACAGUCUAAUCCUUAAUCUCCAGGAAGACACAUUCACCAGGUAUAUUCCGUAUUCCCAUCCGUAUUGUCUCUGCUCUGUGUACGAUCAGGUUAUAUCACUGCGGUAAUGUUUUACCUUGGUGGCAGUUGUGUCGUAUCGUAUACACCCCUGCACGCGCUAGUGUGUGUAUAUAAAGGGCUCCUGUAUGUCUUCUGCAAAACGUAAAUCAGACUAAACAGCUUGGACUUAUAUGGAUGCUAGAAUUCCUGGGUGGGGAGACAGCAGUGUUUGUUAUUGUGUAUCCUAUCACAUGACUAUAUUAUUAUACCGCAUUCUACAGUUUAGCCUUACAGGGAGACAGGAUUACUGGGUGGGGAGACAGCAGUCUUUGGUAUCUGGUACCCUAUCACAUGACUGUAUUAUUAUACCUCAAUCUAAAAUUUGGCCUUAUAGGGACACAGGAUUCCUGGGUAGGGUGACGGCAGCGGUUGUUGUUGUGUAUUCUAUCACAUGACUGUAUUAUUACACCUCAUUCUACAGUUUAGCCUUAUAGGGAGACAGGAUUACUGGGAGGGUAUCCGGUAUCUUAUCACAUGACUGUGGAUUAUUACACUUCAUUCUACAUUGUAUGCGAGAAUGUAGCUGGUGACUCGCUAUAUUAUAUCCGUUACAUCGUUAUCAUAAGCGUUAGGAGUCCCCGCGCCUUAUCAGUAAUAUACGUCUAUCUGACGUGAUAUGGGACCAAUUACAAUGACAGGGACACUAACCUCAGAAGUGCUCCAUGCUUACAAUACUAUACUGUGGUGUAAUAAUCGGAAAGCAUUUGAUAUGCCGGAGCUCAGCAUACCGGCGCCGGGAUACCGACAACUAUUCUUCCUCUUUGGGUGUCCACGACAUCCCUGAAGGGGAGAAUAAAUAGCCGUGCCUGCAGCGUGGUGAGCCCGCAAGGGGCUCUUUUGCGCUCGCCCUGCUGCCGGCAUUCCAGUGGUCGGGAACCCGGCUCCGGUAUGCUGGGUGCCGGGAUCCCGAUCGUCGGUAGAACGUAGUACAUCCGUAAUAAUAGUGUGGUGCUGGAUAUAGUGUUGUAGUGUCCCUUGGCACAGUCUAUAAGAAAACACAGAAUGUCAUAUCUGCAAUGCUUUGUCAUAUCUAUGGAUCAGUGACAUCAGGCUCCGCACCUGUGAUGUCACACAUUCCUCGCCUUAGGGCCACUCGUCCAAGCUGUAAGUUUUAUAUAAGAGGGUUUGUUACAUGCAGCAUUAUUAAUCUCUCUCUCUCUCUCUCAUCACCUGGGACAUUGAACAUUGCAGGGGAAGGUAAGCUUGUUUGUAUGGUCAGAAUCCCUGGCCUUUCUCCGUUUACCUGUUAUAACCAUUGGCUGGCUUUGUAUAUCUCUUAUCCUUUCCUAUGUCCUUUCACACCAAGUCUGCCUGAAAUAACAAUUUGCUUCUCUCGGCUGCUGCACAGUCAGACGUAUGUCUGUAUAUCGUUAGUAGAUCUGUAAUACAUCUUUAACGAUCCUUUCUUUCUUUCUUUUUCUUUUUCUCUUUCUUUCUUUCUUUCUUUCUUUCUUUCUUUCUUUCUUUCUUUUUUAUUGAACCAAUGAUUCUCUUGUCUGCGUGACCCCCUGUGUCUGUCCUCCGAUGGCUGCUUCCUCCCUCUGUGUCUCACACUCUUCCUCUCCUUGCAGUGACAGUCUACUGGUCAAACCAGGGAAGAAAUGAUGAACGAUGAACCCCCACCCGCAACCACCUUGUAAUUCCUGUGUCCCUCAAAUUGAACCUGCAACUGGCCUGGCCGCCUCGCUGUGAGUUGGACACAACCCGUGAUGAGAUUACUGGAGUUGAAGAACUUUGUAUUGUCUUGUGUUCCUGGCAGAGAGGGGCCACUGCUACUGUGUGAACUUUAUUAAAAAAGGGAAAAAAAUCA